Messenger RNA from Perca flavescens (yellow perch), 801 nucleotides. RefSeq names its product zinc finger protein 239. The coding region runs from base 16 to 801 and encodes 261 amino acids. The transcript has 5 exons. Gene Ontology annotation, molecular function: DNA-binding transcription factor activity, RNA polymerase II-specific. Lineage: Eukaryota; Metazoa; Chordata; Actinopteri; Perciformes; Percidae. Gene Ontology annotation, cellular component: nucleus. The record is from RefSeq and is a predicted model, not a curated record. Gene Ontology annotation, biological process: regulation of transcription by RNA polymerase II.
CAGCCUUUGUACCCCAUGUUAGGGGCCAAAGAGCGUCUGGCUGAAGCCUGCUCAACGUGGGAGGGGAUGGCAGUCCAGUCUCAUUCUGCCGCUACAAAUGAGCUUUGGCCUUCAGCCCCUGUGGAGAACAGAGACGCUCCUCUGCCGUUCUCGCCUUGGACGGCGGACAAACACCCGGCAUCUGAAAGAGAGAGACACCUGGAGCGACUGGUCUUCAUGUUAGUCAACCACACAUCGCACACUGACCUCAAAUCCCCUGUCAGCGAGUGCCCGCUCUGUGAAAAGUCUCUUUCAGAAGUGUUAAUAUCAGGAGGUGGCCUGCAGGCUUAUCUUCACAACACCCUCUCCAUCCCAUUGACCAGAUCCCCCACUGCCAGCGACAUGCCCUUUGGCUUCAGGGCGCUAGGCAGCUACGGUAGAGCUAAGGACCGUAGCUUUGGCUGCAAGGUGUGUGGAAAGGUGUUCAAGCGCUCGUCCACCCUGUCCACACACCUCCUCAUCCACUCAGACACACGGCCUUACCCCUGCCAGUACUGCGGGAAAAGGUUCCACCAGAAGUCAGACAUGAAGAAACACACCUUCAUACACACAGGUGAGAAACCACACGUGUGCAAGGUGUGCGGUAAAGGAUUCAGCCAAAGCUCCAACCUCAUCACCCACAGCCGAAAGCACAGCAGCUACCGGCCGUUCAGCUGCCACCGCUGCAAGCACAGCUUCCAGCGCAGGGUUGACCUACAGCGCCACCAGCAGAUGCAGUGCAGCUAUGAAGACAUCUACACUCAACAGUCCAUGAAGCAAUGA